Molecule: messenger RNA, 798 nt
Organism: Guillardia theta CCMP2712
Lineage: Eukaryota; Cryptophyceae; Pyrenomonadales; Geminigeraceae
Exons: 1
Coding region: 1-798 (265 amino acids)
Source: RefSeq, a predicted model, not a curated record
AUGAGCGUCACAUCUCAGCAGGGUACUGAACCCUCCCCCUCAAGCAGCUCCGACGAUAUCAGCUCCUCUCCAGCGUCUUUGAGGCAAACGGCCUCAAUCAGCAAUGUCUUGAAACCCAAGAGCGAGAGAAAGGACAAGGCUCUGCUGACACCCGUGAUGGUCCUCGAGAUCUACUCCUGCCGCAACGUGGCAGCAGCGAGCAAGACGGCAGAGAGCUCAGAGGUUGGGAGUAGGUACACGGUCAGCUCAAAGUGCGUGAGGGACAUCUGGGACAGGAAGACGUGGGCGAAGACAACUCGACAGCUGUGGACGAUGGAGGAGAAGCUGGAGUAUGACCGUGGGCACCCGCGAGGUCCCGGUCGACCAAAAGGAUCGAAGGAUUCGAAGCCAAGGAAACCAAGAAUAAGGAGAAAGGACCCUCCAUACUCGCAGAGCUCUGACAGCGGGUCGCUGCUGCUAGGGAAAGAACAAGGGGGGCAGGCAUCAGGUGUACCAGUAGAUGUUUGUGGGGCAUCGAGCCCGAGGAAGCGAGAGGAGGAAAUGGAAGUGAAGAGGAGGAACGGGUCGAGUGAGUCGCCAAGGCCAGCGAGCGACGUGACAGACAGGAGCGGAUCGUGUGAUGAGGGCGGAGGAAGGGACAGAGAUAGCACCGCGCUGUGUCUGAACAGCAACGAGCAAACUACAGGCUCGUCUCCCGACAUGAGCUGCUCAAUAGAAAGUCCGCAGUGGGUUGCUCCGCCAACCGCCGAAGGGAUUCAACACUACAUGCAAGCAAGGGACAGCUCGGAGGAGUGCUGA